AUGAAAUUAUUAACUGAAAUAAGGAUUAAUAUUCAAUAAAAGUAAAUAAUUCAAAAAUUAUUAAUGGUGUGGCUACUAUAGGAGCAGGUGUUAGUGUUAUUCGUUUAAACAUAAUUUUUGAUAAUUGUGAAUUCUCAAAUAAUAUAGCAUCUUUAGUUGGAGGUGGAAUCUAUUAUUAUCCAACAAAAUCUUACAUUUAAUAUUCAACUCUAAAUUUAGUUAUAAUAAGGCUUUAGUAGGAUCAGCUUAGAAGGUACACAAUUAAGUAAUCAAACAAAAUAUAAGAAUUAUUAUGAAUAAAAUAUUGGUACUUAAACAUAUGAAGAUCCAGUUGCAUUAACAAUCAUAAUGAAUAAUAGAGAGAUGUAAAUUGUUCCAUUUUUUAAAUAUACUAAUGAAGAUGGAGAUGUGAUAUAGAUAUUUCAUUUUAAGUUUAUAUUAAUCUAUUGUUUUAAACAUAUACAGGAAUCCUCCAUAUCAAGUACUGUUACUAUGAUUGAUAAAUUGGCAAUGAAAAGACUAAGUUAUAAAAUUAUCCUGAAGCCACUUAUUUAUUAAUUUUGCCUACUGGUUAAAAAGUUAGGAAAUUACAAGUUCUAUUUUAUUGAAACAAUGGAAUAAAUACCCUAUGAUUGGAAUAUGAAAUUAAUUUAUUUAAAUAGAUUUGAUGAAAUUUUAGCUAAAGAAUACUCUUCAGAUUAAUGUUAGAAUUAAUUUGAAAGAGCUUUUAUUUUUUAUUUUUAAUUCAAUUAGAAAUAAAAUUAAGAAUAAUUGUAUUAAAAUAAUUAGAAAUAAAUUGUACAUUGAUGGCAGAAUAUAGAAUAUUAAUUUUUAUGAUAAUUCUAAAGAUUACACAACAAACUUUUUUAAUUAUAAUACUUUGAGUUAUGAUGUCGGCGAAUCAUCUUUUAAUUUGAAUGAAUUGAUAGUUUAAUUUGAUCCAUAUAUUGAUGAAGAUUUAUAUUUAGAAUUGAGAUGUAAAAUAUAUUAAAAUAUUAUAUAGUUUAUAGUGAAAAUGUAAAAAAACCAGUUUUGUAAAGAGAAUAUCCAUAUAAUGUAUUAUCCUAAGAUGUAACUCCAGUUGGAAUAAAAUUAAAAAAAGGAUGGUAUAGACCAUAUAUAGAUAAUGAUCAAUAUGAAUAUUGUUAAAAUCUUCCAGGAAAUUGCAAUGGUGGAUGAAUUUCUGGAAAUCCUUCAUGUUAUACUGGUCAUAUAGGUACACUUUGUAUAUUCUUUAAACAAUGAUAUUAGAUAUUCUAAUACAGAAAAGUACGUGUGUUCUCCUUGUUAAAAUACUAAAGAUUCAAGUAUAGGAAUUUUGGCUGGUAAUACAAUAUCAACAGUUGCAUCUAUUCCUUUAUCUGUAAAAGGAACAUAUGAAUUAGUUAAUUAAUUUUUAAUGGUUAAAAGUUUAGUUUUAAUGGGAGUAAGACUUAAUUAAAAUGCUAAUUAAUUAGCAACUCUUAUAAAGAUGUUAACAAAUUAUUUCUAGAUAUUAUAAAUUGUUAAUUAAUUCUAAUUAGAAUUACCUAAAGGAUUACCUAAAACAACAAAUGCUGCUGGAUAUCCAAUAAAAUCAAGUUCAUUUAGUUUAGAUUGUAUUCUAGAACCUAUGACAGAUAUUAAUAUGCUCUAUUUUAGAAUCAUAUGGGCUUUAGUUAUACCAUGCAUUUAUUUGAUCAUAUAUUUUAUUUAGUAUUUUUUUGGAGUUAUGAUUGGCAAGAUUCCUUAUAAAGCUACUAUGAUAAGUACAGCAUUUUAUUUAUAUGUUUAUUUUUGCAUAACCUACUUAGUAGGAGGAUUUAUAUAAUUAGGAAGUUCAAGAAUUAUAUCAGGAAUUAAUUGGGUUUAAGCAGAUGAUGCAUAUCGUAGUGAUACUGAUUAACAUUAAUUAUGGGUUGCUGCAUUUGUAGCACCUAUGAUUAUAAUUUGGGUUGGUAUUCUACUAUUAAUAUUCUUAUAUAAAGUUUAUACAUAUAGAUUUCAUUGAAAUAAUAGACAUAUUCAUUCAAGAUGAGGAUUCUUUUAUAAUGAAUAUGAUAAUACUGCUCAUUAUUGGGAAUUUGUUAAAAUCUUUUAAAAAGAAUUAAUGGUUAUUUUCUUAACAUUUUAUGAAGAUUAUGUUCUUAUCAAAGGUGCUCUUGUAAUUCUUGUUUUAUAAUACUAUUCUUGGAUAUUAAUUAACACUAAACCUUAUAAAAAUAACGAUCUUAAUUCUCUUGAUCGUUAUUCUACUAUUGUUUGCAUCAUUACAUUAUUGAUUGGGUUAUUAAUCUAUACUUCAUAAGAAUAUGAUACAUAAUACUUAAUCAUUAUCAUGUUUGUUUUAUUAGGUAUCUUUAACUUAAUAUACUUAAUAAAUAUAGUUUAGAAAAUAUUUGAAGGAUAUUUAAUUAAAUUAUCUGAUAAAAUAGAUCCAGUUAGGAAAAGCUAAUGGUUUAAUAGAUACUUUUAAAGAAGAAUAAAAUUAAACUAAAAAAGAGAAUGAAAAAGAUAAUAAUAAAGAUUAAGGAUUCUUUGGUGGUAAAUACCAUCAGGAAUAAAGGAUAAAAUUGAAAAAGCAGAAAAAAAAUUAGAUGAAAGAACAAGCUGAAGAUACAGUUGCAAAAGGAAAAUAAUUUGGUGGUAUUUGAAUAUCACAUAUUGAUUAGCUCAAAAAAAAAGUAUAUUUGGAAGUUUAGUAUUGAUGAUAAGGAUCAUGCUAUUGAACUGUUUGUAUCAGGAUUGUCAGGUAAAAAGAAAGGAGUACAUAAUGGAAAAAUUUUGAGGGAAGAAUCAUCGUAUCUAUAAUUUAUUAUUCAUAUUUUAGGGUUUUAGGAAGUUUUAAUUAUUCCAUGACCAUUUAAAGUAAUUUAUUAACAAUUUCUAAUAAUGGAGAUUUAUAUGACUUAAGGAUAAAUAAUAUGUAAUUUAGUCAUCUUUAUCACAAUGGUAAUUUAUAAUUUGGAUUUUAGAAAAAACAAAAAAAGAAUUUUAAUUCGUACAAUGAUGGAAAUAAUUAAGAAGAUUAUUAUUCUAAAUUACCAAAACCUUAAUAAAAUAAACCAUUAUACAAUCCUUAUGUUAAAUUUAAUGAACCAAAACCUUAAUAACCAUAAGCAUCUUUUAAUUAAUAAUAAAUAAAAAAUGAUUUUGAAAAUUUUGGGAAUUUUCCAAAAAUCUUCAGCCCAAAUGAUAAUGUUUUUGGAAAUUUUUUUACAUUUGGAUUUAAUGAACCUUUAUAAUAAUAAUAAUAAUAAAUUAAGCCAUAAUAAUAAUCCUAAAAUUAAUUUUAAUAAGACUUUAAACCAAAUCCUUUUGGAGAUUUUUAACAACCAAAUUAACCAUUUUUCUAACCACCCAUUCAAUAAUAAGUGAUUGAAUAACCAAAACCUAAGCCUCCUCCUUAAACAAAUUUAUUAGAUUUUGUAGAUGAUCCUUUCCUCCCUAAUAAUAAUAAUAAUCAGUACUUGUUUAAUAAUAAAAUUAAUAAUAACCUAUAUAUCAAUAACAACAAUAGUAAAUUUAAUAAUAACCUUUAUAUUAAAAUUUAAUAAUAACCUUUAUUAUAAAAUUCAAUAAACUAAGCACCUUAAUAAAACUUCUAAUAUGUUUAAAAUCCAUUAUAAUAAUAAUAAUAGUAAAAGGUUUUACCAUAAGAUUUAUUGGAUGCUUUUGAUUAUCCUGAACCAGUUGUACCAUAAUAUAAUGCACAAUUAUAAUUCAAUAUUACUUCCUUAUAUUAAUAAUAACAAGUAAAUUUUAAAUCUAUUUUAGUAAAAUAUUCCAAUUCAAUCAUCUAUUAUAACACAAUCCCCACCAUAAUAAUAAUAAUAAUUUGUAAUUAUUUUAUAAUCAAUAUUUAGAAAUAAAGCCUACCCAAUCAAUACCAACCCUAACCAUUCAAUCAAGUACCAUAACAAUAAUACCAAAAUUCUUAAAUUUCAAUUACCUAGUUAUAUAAUCAACCAUAAAUAUAAGUAAACAUGAAUGAAUCAGUUUAAAUAAAUGUAAAAAAUUAAUCAACUCCGUUUGAUGAUGUAUUUUGA
This is a messenger RNA of Paramecium sonneborni, 4028 nucleotides long. The record is from the annotation of a GenBank genome assembly. Lineage: Eukaryota; Ciliophora; Oligohymenophorea; Peniculida; Parameciidae.